Messenger RNA from Adineta steineri, 540 nucleotides. The record is from the annotation of a GenBank genome assembly. Lineage: Eukaryota; Metazoa; Rotifera; Eurotatoria; Adinetida; Adinetidae.
AUGCCUAGACAACCAGCUGAACAAGUUAUAACUGAAUGGAUAAAUCGAGAUUGGUAUCAAAAUAAAGAUAAAACAUUAUCAACUAAUGUUCUUGAAAAAUAUAUGAAAGCUAUUUUGGAAGUAGCAGGUGCUGAUGGUGUAAUUACUGAUGCAGAAAGAAAAUGGGUUUUAGGUUUAGCUGCAGCACAUGGUAUUGGAAAAGAUGAAAUUGAUGCUCUUAAAAGUUAUAAAUUAGGUUCGGAAGAUGCAACAUCUAUUUUUAAUAAUGAUAGUAAAUUAAAAACUGCUGAACAUUACCAAAAUGAAUUGAUUUAUAAUGGACUUCGAGCAGCAGCUGCUGAUGGUGUUUUAAAACAACGAGAAAUUGAUGGUAUAUCUGCAUUAGCUAAAAAACUUGGUAUAACUGAUGAGAAAUUUCAAGAAAUACUUGCAUUUUAUAAAGAAGAAGAAGAAGAACGACAAAAACGAAUUGCAUUACUUUUUCCUACUAAAGCAUAUGGUGACACUAUUAAAGCAAUUGAUACACAUUAUGCAAAAUGA